AUGGCAGAGGCUCAACUCGUUGCUGGAGUGGAGCUGUUGACAACGCCCAACAAUGGAAGCUACGCUUACAGAUUUGGCAUGAAGCCCAAGAAUGUUACAGCGAUUUGCAUUCCCCAGCCACACACAAACGCUGGAGGCCUAUAUCUUUAUCGUAACCCUUUACGCGCUACCACCCCCCUCUAUUUGUUUCAGCUUGCAUUUGCUUCUCUCCUCACUAGUGGAUGCAACUUCAUUCUCAAGCCUUUCAGUCAAGUCACCAUUGUUGGGCAGAUCAUGGGUGGAAUUAUUGGAGGCCCCUCAUUUAUAGGGCGCAUUGAUGCUUUUGCAGAUAUGGUGUUUCCAAUUAGUAUAAUACACCUGUUGGAGACACUGUCAUCUUUCGGAAUCAUGUUCUACCUGUUCCUUCUGGGAGUGAAGAUGGACUAUGGCAUGAUCAGAAGUUCAGGGAGUAAAGCAUGGCUAAUAGGUUUCUCGACCUAUCUUUUCCCAAUAUUACUCACAGUACCCGUCUCCUUGAUCCUGAAGAGAUACAUUAAGAUGGACCAUGAACUUGAAACAUCCGUACAAUGUCUCUCACUUCUAGUGUCUUCUACCACGUUCCAUAGCGUUGCUUGCUUCUUAGAGGAUCUCAAACUCCUCAAUUCCGAGCUUGGCCGCUUGGCAAUGUCCUCCUCCAUGAUCAGUGGCGGCUUGAGCUAUACCACACUGAUUUUUGCUUUUACUGCACGGCAGUCCCAAUUAAAUGGCGAUGGUUUUGGAGUAUGGUUAUGUAUUAUUAUGAGUGGAAUCGCUCAGAUUAUCUUCACCAGAGUGGCCAUCAAGCCCAUACUGAUUUGGAUGAUCAAGCAGACCCCAGAAGGUCAACCCGUCAAAGAAUUUCACCACUGCAUCAUCUUCCUGCUAGUACUGGGAAGUUCAUUGAUUAGCGAGAUCACGGGAAUGCACGGUUUCUUCGGGCCUAUGGUGUUGGGGUUGGAAGUACCGGAAGGAUCCCCGUUAGCAUUUACCUUGGUGGACAGACUGGAUUUCUUCUUUUCUUUCGUGAUGUUGCCUAUCUACUUCAUUGUGUGUGGUGGGAGAACAAACUUGACCCGAGUGACUCCUCACACUUGUCUUGUAGUUGAGCUCAUGUCCCUGCUUGGUUUCUUGUCUAAGUUUAUUGGAACCAUCCUGCCUUGUGUCUUCCUCUGCGACAUGUUUCUCAGAGACGCAAUCACCCUCAGCCUCAUACUUAACAGUAUAGGAAUUCUUGACAUUCACUUUUACACCAGCGCGAAUCAACUCAAGUUUAUUGAUAACCAAUGCUUCAGUGUUCUGAAUACAACAGCGAUGUUCAUUACAGGAAUUGUGUCGCAUCUCGUUAGUACCCUCUACGACCCUUCAACAAGAUAUAUGGCAGACAAAAGACGUACCAUACAGCACUCCUCACGCAAACUUAAGCUCCGGUUAUUGGUCUGCGUACACCAGGAAGAGCAAGUCCCUAACAUCAUUAACCUGCUUGAAAUGUCAAACCCCACUAGAGAGAGUCCAAUUGCUGUUUAUCUUCUCCAUCUCAUUGAGCUUGUGGGCCGUGCAACCCCGUUGCUUGUUGCUCACCAACCCUUCAAGCACUUUGAUCAUCGUCCCACCCCAAUUAUCAAUGCCUUCAGAAUGUAUGAAAGAAACAACCUUUCCAUCGUCACAUUGCAGCCCUUCACUUCUAUUGCGCCCUAUGCAACCAUGCAUAACGACAUUUGCACACUGGCUCUUGAUAAGAGGGCUUCCCUUAUCAUCCUCCCUUUCCACAGGCAAUGGAACACUGAUCACACCAAGGAUAUAUCCAAGUUUCGGAGUGUUAAUCUCAGGGUCCUAGACAAAGCCCCUUGCUCUGUUGGGAUCAUUAUCGAUCGUGGGGCUUGGCGCGUCACCAAGUCUGUGCUAGGAAGCUGGUCUCUUUUCCGGGUUGGCGUGUUCUUCAUAGGCGGAGCCGAUGAUCGUGAGGCAGUGGCAUAUGCAAUGCGCAUGUCUGAACAUCCCAAUGUUACUGUAACACUAGUGAGGUUCUUACCCUUACAGAUGACCAUUAAUGAUCAUGAUCCAAAUGAGAGGAGAAUGGAUAAUGACAUGAUCAACGAGUUUAAAGUAUCAAAGGUAGGAAGUGAAAAGGCUCUGUACAAGGAGGAGAUGGUGGUGGACAGUGUGUGUACAUGCAGUGGAAUUCGAUCAAUGGAGAACUCUUUUGAUCUAAUACUAGUUGGCAGACGCCAUGAAGAGAAUUCCCCCAUGGUGUAUGGACUAAAUGACUGGAUGGACUACCCGGAAUUGGGAUUUCUGGGGGACAUACUAGCAUCAGAGGAUUUCACUGGGAAGGUAUCAACAUUGGUGAUUCAACAGCAUAGUUGGGCAGCCGGAGAAGAAAGCUCAAGACAUUCAGAGGAUAGUCCUAGCCGCCAAGACUCGUUUCUACCUCAGGUGUCCCCCAACGGUCUUAAAGGCUAUUGA
This is a messenger RNA of Vitis vinifera (wine grape), 2481 nucleotides long. Its product is annotated as cation/H(+) antiporter 15. Bases 1 to 2481 code for a protein of 826 amino acids. Gene Ontology annotation, molecular function: antiporter activity. The record is from RefSeq and is a predicted model, not a curated record. Gene Ontology annotation, cellular component: endomembrane system; membrane. The transcript is spliced from 3 exons. Gene Ontology annotation, biological process: regulation of pH; proton transmembrane transport. Lineage: Eukaryota; Viridiplantae; Streptophyta; Magnoliopsida; Vitales; Vitaceae.